UGCCUUAGUAGUAGGAUGCUGGGUUUGUUGCGGUGUUCCCUCUAUCGUCUGUCUUGAUCCCGACAAUGUUAAAGUUUAUAGAAUUUAAUUGAAGCUUGACCAAUAUGUGAGGUUAGGGUAUAGGAUACAGAUAUUUUUGCUGGCUGCUAUGUCUACUGUCAACAAUCGUAGGUGCAUCAUACAUAUUGCAAAGUCGGCUUUAAGAUGAUAUGUCUCAAUGUCAGAUAAAAAAUCAUACAUUUUAAAAAUCAAUGCUGAAAAGAUGGUUACAAGUUUUAAUUCGCAUUUAGUUCCAAUUUAUGCAGUUUUAUCUGCUGCUUAGUCUUCCUUAAUCAUAGUUAGAUUUCAGUUUUGCAAAAUUGUUAGAAUGCAUGAAUGACUCAAGUCUAAACUAGAGGCUCGUCACGGCAAGCUGGAUACGUAGUGGUUGCUCUCAGGAUCGUUAUAACGUCCAAUGCUUUUUUUUAGUUCUCGUAGCAAGUUUGCCAUUGGUGGAUUAAACUUGAACGAAAAUUGUGAUUGGCUCAGGAAAUUACCCAGAUAUUCUUUGAUGCUGGCGUGAACGCAGUCAGUUGAUCGUUAAAAACAGAACCCCCCACAGCCUCGUUGCCGUUUCUACACCAUCGCAUUUUUCAAGUGCUUAGUGCUCCUUGAACCAUUCAGAUUUAAAACUUCGCCGCUCCGCAUUUCGUAAACAAAAAAAAUCCUCAAUGGAGCUAAAACGCUUCAGCAACCGCUGCCCAUGCAGACUAUUGCUCUGGCUGUGCCUGCUCUGUGUUGUCUCCACCAUCGUGGUCGUGACGCUAGUGAAAUCACCUACAGACACUAUGGUGUCGGUUCAAGCAUUGCUGCCUGCACUUCAAGCUAAUGCCUUGCGCUCACUCGACUGCCCCCCGCCCCUGACGAGCGAUCAGAUCGCGUUCGACAUCACAGACGUGAUGAGCGGAAGGGCCACACUCAAGCAAGACGACCCAAAGCUCAUUGAGAGGAUACGUUCCCAGUACCUGGACCCUCCGUCGCUGCAUCCCUACAGGCUCACGGUCGGGGACGAUCCUUCGCAAGGGCAGUCUGCUGCCGUCAGGGAGAUCAUGGGCAACUUCCGUGACGGUUUCUUCGUCGAGUGCGGAGCUCUGGACGGCGAGACGCGCUCCAACUCGCUUGUCUUCGAGAAGACCCUGGGCUGGCGAGGCCUCCUGGUCGAAGGCGACCCUAAGAAUUAUGAUUUGAUUCUCAAGAAGAACAGGAAGGCCUGGACGACUAAUGCUUGUCUCAGUACAAAGCCUUAUCCGCAUUCCGUAAUGUUUCAGCAGCAAUUCAACCUCGGCAAGAUAAGCAGCGAUGACGUGGACUCGCCAUCAAAAAAGGCUGGUGAGACUGAAGUUCAAUGCCUGCCCAUCUACUCCCUGCUGGUGGCGCUGAACGUGACCACCGUGCACUACUUCAGCUUGGACGUCGAGGGCGUCGAGCUGGAGGUCCUCAAGACCAUCCCCUGGGACAAAGUUGAUAUCAAGACACUCUCUGUGGAGUUCGUACAUGGCGUCUGGUCCAAACCUGAUCUGAAGCGCUAUAUGGAACAACAAGGAUAUUGGACGUACAAAGAAGUCUCGCAAUCUAAUGGCUGGGCUAACGAUUUUAUUUUUGUGAAAAACGACUUCAAAAAGCGAGAAGACGUACUUAGGGAUGCUCUUACCCAAACCAAGUCUUUGCAUUGACCUCCCUGGAAUGACUGAGUCUUGCGGAAGCUGGGACGCAGCAUCUAGUUUUACCAAAGACCUGUUAAAACCUGAAUCAUUUCAGUAUUUAGU
Messenger RNA from Hyalella azteca, 1805 nucleotides. Its product is annotated as protein Star-like. The coding region runs from base 711 to 1712 and encodes 333 amino acids. NCBI's taxonomy places the organism in Eukaryota, Metazoa, Arthropoda, Malacostraca, Amphipoda, Hyalellidae. The transcript is spliced from 7 exons. The record is from RefSeq and is a predicted model, not a curated record.